CUUGAGUCUGCAGGCCGACGCUCUAUCCGCUGAGCCAAACCGGUUAGGGCCCGAGGAAGUGUUUUAAGCUGGGAGUUCCUUGGUCAGAUUUCUACUUUAGAAAACCGGUGUUGUGAGGAGGAUGGAUUUGCCUGGGGACGCAGGGGGAGAUGCUCAGGAGGUCCUGUGGCAUGGGGACUGACGACUGGGAGGGAGGGUAGAGAGCCCGGGUUCUAGAUGGUUCCGGAAGAGGAGCACAUCGGGAGACGCUGGAGGCCAGUUUCGUGUGGCACUCAUGCUGCCCCCAGCGGGCGAGGAGGCUGCCGCACCCAGGGCUGGCGUUUAGGAGAGAGGCUGAGGCACAGGUGUGGAGAGUUAGGCCAUCCCUACCUAACCCCAGGUGUGCCCUGCGCUGCCCCAGAUGGCCCUGCCCCGCACCGUGACCCCAGAGAUGCGAGCACUAGUGGUGGACUGGCUGGUCCAGGUGCACGAGUACCUGGGCCUGGCGGGGGACACACUCUACCUGGCUGUGCACCUGCUCGAUUCCUACCUGCGCUGCAGCCGGGUGCGCCUACACCGCCUGCAGCUGCUGGGCAUGGCCUGCCUGUUCGUGGCGUGCAAAAUGGAAGAGUGCGUGCUUCCCGAGCCGGCCUCCCUCUGCCUCCUGGGCGCUGGCUCCUUCUCCCAGGCCGAGCUUCUGCGAGCCGAGCGCCGCAUCCUGAGCCGCUUGGAUUUCCGACUGCACCACCCGGGUCCACUCCUCUGCCUGGAGCUACUGGCUGCUCUGGCAGGGAGCAACCCCCAGGUGAUGCUCCUCGCCGCCUACUUCCUGGAACUGUCUCUACUGGAGGUCGAGGCCGCUGGGUGGGAGCCCAGUCGCUGCGCAGCGGCGCCGGCACUUUACAGCCCCGCGGAGUUGGGCCUGCUGGAGCCGUGCAUGGCCCGCGCGGUGCUCCGAGGCCCCGCACCCGGCCGUGCUGCCAUCUUCCUCAAGUAUGCGAGGCCCCAGCGUCGGGGCACCAGCCUCUUCGCCGCCCGCCUGCUCCGCUGUCCCCAGCCGGGGCCCCCCUGA
Myotis brandtii (Brandt's bat) is the source of this 1051-nucleotide messenger RNA. It is a transcript of the gene CCNP, whose product is annotated as cyclin N-terminal domain containing 2. The record is from RefSeq and is a predicted model, not a curated record. Gene Ontology annotation, biological process: mitotic cell cycle phase transition; regulation of cyclin-dependent protein serine/threonine kinase activity. Gene Ontology annotation, molecular function: cyclin-dependent protein serine/threonine kinase regulator activity. NCBI's taxonomy places the organism in Eukaryota, Metazoa, Chordata, Mammalia, Chiroptera, Vespertilionidae. The transcript is spliced from 5 exons. Gene Ontology annotation, cellular component: cyclin-dependent protein kinase holoenzyme complex; centrosome; nucleus. The coding region runs from base 401 to 1051 and encodes 216 amino acids.